AUGGCCCAACAAAUCGAAGGGGAGCCAUUGGUCUCCUCCCUCUGGACAAGAUCCCUAAUCUCCGGCGCAAUCGCAGGUCUAACCGUCGACUGCUCCCUGUAUCCUCUGGACACAAUCAAAACCCGCCUCCAAAAAGCACGCGACCCCCUCGCUCCAGCAGCAGCCCGCCUCACCUUCCGCCAAACCGUCCGCGGCAUCUACGCAGGCCUCCCCUCCGUCCUCUUCGGCUCCGCCCCCUCAGCAGCCUCCUUCUUUAUCGUCUACGAUGGCGUCAAGCGCACUCUUCUCCCACCCCCCGGCUUAACAGAGCCCCAAUCCCGAUCCCACAUCAUCCUCACACAUUCCCUCGCUUCCUCCUUAGGCGAGAUCGCCGCUUGCGCCGUCCGCGUGCCUACAGAGGUAAUCAAGCAGCGUGCCCAAGCCGGCCUCUUCGGCGGAUCAAGUCUUGCCGCUCUAAAGGAUAUCCUCUCCCUCCGCCAUGCCGCCCCCGCGCCAGCCCCCGGCACCGACUCUACCACCGGUACCAGCAAUGCGCCAGCAGCAACCGCAAAACGCGGUUACAGCCAAGUCUUUCGUGAACUCUACCGCGGCGCAGGAAUAACCAUCGCACGCGAAAUCCCCUUCACAGUCCUGCAAUUCACAAUGUGGGAAUCAAUGAAAGAAGCCUACGCAAAGCGCUACCUGCGCCCAGCCAGCUCAGCAUCUUCCAUUUCCGAGACGCAAAUCCCAGCUUCGACGAGUGCCAUGUUCGGUAGUGUGGCUGGAGCGAUCGCGGCUGCGUUGACGACUCCAUUGGAUGUGAUUAAGACGCGGGUUAUGCUUGCGCGACGGGCAGAUGGUGCCGGUGCGCCGGUGCGGGUUAAGGAGAUUGUUCGUGGGAUUGCACGUGAGGGACCUGGUGCUUUCUGGAGAGGGAUUACACCUCGUGUUACUUGGAUUGGUAUUGGGGGUGCUAUUUUCUUGGGCAGUUAUCAGUAUGCUUGGAAUACCCUUGAGGGGAGGAGAGAGGGUAAGAGGGAGGAGGGGAUUUGA
Messenger RNA from Penicillium antarcticum, 1032 nucleotides. RefSeq names its product putative mitochondrial carrier protein (Pet8). The record is from RefSeq and is a predicted model, not a curated record. Gene Ontology annotation, molecular function: S-adenosyl-L-methionine transmembrane transporter activity. Gene Ontology annotation, cellular component: mitochondrial inner membrane. The transcript has 2 exons. Gene Ontology annotation, biological process: transmembrane transport. NCBI's taxonomy places the organism in Eukaryota, Fungi, Ascomycota, Eurotiomycetes, Eurotiales, Aspergillaceae. Bases 1 to 1032 code for a protein of 343 amino acids.